UAGCUGGCGGUCCAGGAGCCGUGAAUGACGCACAGCCGGCGCCAGGUUCAAAGUGCCGUCUCUCCCCCCCUCCGCCGCUGCCACAGCCGCCAGAGUGUGACUGAGCCGCGGGUUGUAACGCCCGAUCCCACCCCCCCACCCCCCGCAGCCGCCGGAGUUAACUGUUAACUGACGCUGAGCAGCGGCCAGUAAUGCCCAUGCCCACUCCCCAUCUCCCUGCCAGCGCAGCAGCUUAAAUUCCACCCUACCCCUAAGCUUAGUGACCCGCGGCCUGUAAUGCCCUCCCCACCUCCACCGGAGCACUGUCUGCAAGUGAAUGAUGGUCCGAGGCCCUAUCCUAACCGUGGCACACCCCUGGGCGUCUGGCAGGAGAGUCAACUCGCCCUCCACAUGAAGACCUCCAGAUUCUGCACUGCACAGUGGUCGGGAAAUACUCCUCAGCUUUCUCCUGGCUGCGCUGCGCAGGGCAGAGAGUGUCCACAUCUUCGGCUUUGAGUGGUCUCGGGAAGAAUUCCUGGCUGGUUCUCGGUGUGAAUGUUUCCCCAGCUUCCCGUCUCUCCCCCCAGCCUCACCUUCCACGACGGGUUCUCUGACCCCCUGAAUUGGAGGAAGAGCUCACAGUCAUUUACGUUGGAGGAGUUUUCUGUGAAAGGAAUAUGGCAACGAGUGGGGAGUCCAACCGGUGCGGUCACUAUUAUCCUGGACUCUCUGAGCUGGAUAUUGUCACGAUGUCCCCUUGCAUCUGUCUGUCACACCCUGCGAGACUUACCCCGACAUCGGACGCAGGAUGGUCCCCAGGAUGUGCACGUUCUGGCCUUGCUGCACUCCGAUUUACACGUCCCGGGGGUGUUGCAGUCCGUCUGUCUUCUUGCUGACUCUGUGAUCAACGUGACGGACAGCGGGAGGAGUCAGAAAGCCACCAUCGUACAUCGCAAGAAGUCUGGCAGAGUUGUCACCCACGUGGAACACAUCAGAGUCUGUGAUGACUUCUCUCUAGAAACAGUCAAUGAGGGGGAGAGGGAACCAGAGCACAGACCUAAGGUGGAUACCACAGUGAAUCUGACAUUUAAUCCUCGUCUGUCAGAAUCUGAGCGAGACCUCAAGGAAUCUUCAAUUCUACCAUAUACAUUUAGUGACAACAAGAAAUUGUCUCUUCUGCAGUCUGCCGCGGGAUCCGCAAAGAUUUACUAUGAUCCAGACCCGACCGAUGACCUGGAUGACGAGGACCCGGACGAUGACCUGGAUGUGUAGCGUCGGCCGCAUGUAUAAGGAAUUUCCCUCCCUGUGUAUUGUACUGAAUGUGGCUGCUCCCACGUCACCGCCUCCAGUACACGCCAGAUCUGCGCAGUUAUAUUUCAUGUUAUCACACUUUGUAUUUAAGACAAUAAAAUGACUUCAGCAGCAA
Molecule: messenger RNA, 1405 nt
Organism: Pseudophryne corroboree (corroboree frog)
Lineage: Eukaryota; Metazoa; Chordata; Amphibia; Anura; Myobatrachidae
Gene: ELP5
Product: elongator acetyltransferase complex subunit 5
Exons: 8
Coding region: 535-1251 (238 amino acids)
Biological process (GO): tRNA wobble uridine modification
Cellular component (GO): cytosol; nucleus; elongator holoenzyme complex
Molecular function (GO): tRNA binding
Source: RefSeq, a predicted model, not a curated record